Molecule: messenger RNA, 1999 nt
Organism: Oncorhynchus mykiss (rainbow trout)
Lineage: Eukaryota; Metazoa; Chordata; Actinopteri; Salmoniformes; Salmonidae
Product: beta-1,3-galactosyltransferase 2-like
Biological process (GO): protein O-linked glycosylation
Cellular component (GO): Golgi membrane
Molecular function (GO): N-acetyl-beta-D-glucosaminide beta-(1,3)-galactosyltransferase activity
Source: RefSeq, a predicted model, not a curated record
ACAGAAGACAGUGGAACAUGUCAAUGCAUGAGGUUUCUCCAUCGGAGGUGUUUUGUGCUUCUCCUGGCUGUGGGGAUCCUGGUGAUCUUCUACGUAACCACCCUCUUCACUCUUCAUAUAAGCCAGACCCCACUCUGGCUGCUAGGAGGCCAGGAUCUAACUCCUCUCUCUUAUAUCAAUGGAAAUGAGGGGGAGUUUUUUCCACCAUACAAUGUAGCAUACCCACAGAAAUAUAAGUUUGUCCUGGAUGAGCCUCAUGAGUGCCAGGACCGCAGCCCCUUCCUGCUUCUAAUGGUGCCAGUAGCUCCUGGUAAUCUGGUAGCCCGGGAGGAUAUCCGGAAGACUUGGGGUAAGGAGAGCCUGGUUCUGGGACGGGCUGUGCGUCUGUUCUUCCUGUUGGGCCUGCCCAGUGGAGUGGAGGCAGAGAGGAUGCAGGAGGAGGUGCUGCUUGAGAACCAGCAGUACCAUGACAUACUGCAGAGUGACUUCCAGGACAGCUACUUCAACCUGACCAUCAAGACCAUGGUGAUGCUGGAGUGGCUGGCCUCUCGCUGCCCCGGCGCCUCCUUCGCCAUGAAGAUCGACUCUGACAUGUUCCUCAAUGUGCACAACCUGGUCAACAUGCUGAUAGACCCAACUACACCAAAGCACAACUACAUCACUGGGAAGUUCAGCCAAAACACACAAGUGGUGAGAGACCGCACCUCAAAGUGGUACAUUCCCAAUAAGGUUUACCCCGGUACCAAAUUCCCUCCCUACCUUUUGGGAAAUGGUUAUGUCUUUUCCAUAGAUCUUCCUGAGAAGAUAGUGGAAGCAUCCAAACAAGUCCGUGCCAUAUUUUUAGAGGAUGCCUACCUGGGUAUGUGUCUGAGCCAUUUAGGGAUUGCAGCCAGUUACCCACCUAACUCUUCCCUCUUCAAGCUUUCCAUGCCCUACACUCAUAAUCGCUGUUACUACUCUAGUGUCAUCACUACUGAAAUGGACCAUGUGAGUGACCUGCUGCGAGUCUGGGAGGACUUACAGAGACCUGGCACCCCCUGCUAAGGACAAUGAACACCUCUUAAAUCUUUGAAUCCUUACCCUGCUAAGGACAAUGAAUACCUCUUAAAGCUUUGAAUCCUUACCCUGCUAAGGACAAUGAAUACCUCUUAAAGCUUUGAAUCCUUACCCUGCUAAGGACAAUGAAUACCUCUUAAAGCUUUGAAUCCUUACCCUGCUAAGGACAAUGAACACCUCUUAAAGCUUUGAAUCCUUACCCUGCUAAGGACAAUGAACACCUCUUAAAUCUUUGAAUCCUUACCCUGCUAAGGACAAUGAAUACCUCUUAAAGCUUUGAAUCCUUAUAAGUAUUAAACACACUAUGUAAGCACAUGCAUACAAGUACUAAACAAAUAGGUAGGCACACACACACACGCACACACACAGGUAUCAUAGUAUAAUUCACUCACUCUCAAACAGCUUUUUCAUGUCAUUCUAAAGUAGUAACAUGUAGUAAUACAUGUAGUAAUACAUAGUAAUUACCACAUGAUAUGACCAGAUAAUGUUGUUACAAUAACAGCAUUACUACACAAGUAGAGCUAUGUAUUGUGUAGUGUUACUGCUCGGUCUUGCAAGUAUAAUUUCCCAUGACUGUCUUAAAUUCAAAUGUCAACGUGGGAUCUUGUGUGUAUCUAUGAAGUAAGUAUCAAAUGAUGUUCUAAGAUCUUCAAAGACGAGCAUGAUCUGUGUGUAUCACAUUAUCACAUGUGACAGUAUAGUCUCAAUUUCUGUACAUCAUCAAGACAAACUCAUAUGUGGACACAACAUAACAGCUACCGUGCAGUUACACACCAGCCUUUUUCUACUGCACAAGAUUUUCACUGUCACUAGAUGGCAGCAGUGAAUUUGACUUAAACAUUUGUCUUGUGUGCUAUUGUUUUGGUUGCUUGUGAUUUGUACUCAGUUGAUGCCUACUUAAGAUUGAUAUUGUUACAAAUUCCUGGAAUAUUUGUAAAAAAUG